CAGAAUUAUGGUUGCGUGACCUCCGUGAUUCAUUCCAGACGUUAUUAAACGUUUCUUUCUAUAUUCGCUUGUUAUUCUUUCGUGGAAGUUUUGUUGUGUCUGAAACCAGAAGUUCGUGUCAAUAAAAUACGUAAUAUUAUAUGUUUUAGCGUUUUUAAAAGGCUAAUAAUAUUAAUAUAAUAAAAAAACCGAAUUACAACAUACAGGUCAGGACCCUGACAAAUCGCGUUUAUACAUAAGUACAUAUAUAUGAUUUUUCAGACAGUAUUGUUAAGUAAAGAAGAAAAAAACGUGGAAUAACGUCGAGGUGUUCUUAUGAAGAGUGACGACAUCAGCAGGAAUCAAUGCUGCGACAUAAAUUGGCUGUCAAAGCAACUUAUUUAUAACAAGAAAAGAAUUUGUUAGCAACGAUAGUUUGCGCUUCUUCCGCCAUUUUAAAAAUGAGUUCUUUUGACGAAAAAACUAGUGGUGGGGUUGCAGUUCUAUCUCCAACAGAAAUCGGAAGCAAAAGAAAAAAGAAGUUCACAGGAGGAAACGCUUCGAAACGACAUCGCGAUCGUGUAAAUAUCGAAUUCAACAACUUAGCAAAACUUCUGCCGUUUCCAGAAAGCGUGAUCAUAAAAUUAGACAAAAGUUCUAUUCUAAGACUGGCAGUAAGCUAUAUUAGAGCGAAAAGUUUUUUUAAAGAUACGAAACAUGUUUUUGAACACGGCGGUAAUACUGCAACAAGACCCCCCGAGGAGAAAAAUGUGCCAGACUUUCAAUCAAAAAGUAUACAGGAAGGAACGGGGGUUGUAUCUGAAAUGUUUUCUCAUGCAUUGGAUGGGUUUUUGUUGGUGUUAACUGAAGAUAUGAAAGUUUUAUUCGUAUCGGAGUCUGUGCGCGAUUAUCUUGGCUAUUGUCAGGCUGGUAUAAUUCAUGAGAAUUUUCUUCAAUUCGUGAAUCCAUCUGAUCACGGUGUCGUCCAGUCAAGUAUGAUGUAUAGAAACAGCGAAGUUGACACACUAAAUGAGACGGCUCACGAGAAGGUUUCUUACACAAAUAACACCAGUUCCUACUCUCCAGCAGCACGCGACUUCGAAAAUAGAGGUCCUAACCAUGGAGUAGCUCGUCGUCAUUUUAUCUGUCGUAUGAAAUGUGCGUUUAGCUGCAGCAGUCGAUUCUAUACAGCGUACCGGACAUUUCAGUUCACCGGUCAUCUGCGCCGGUCAACUAUACAAGAAGGGCGCGAACAAAAACAUUUAAACACACUUGUAGUGUUUGCAACACCAGCUAGCAGUGGUACAAACUCUUCUAUUGACUUUAUUCCUGAUAUGGAAGACCGACCUGGUGCUACAUUCAAUCCAAGAACGACAGUGGAACACUCCGAUUUUUCUUAUGAACGUUUUUCAAGUGGCUUUCGAAUCGAACCAACACUACGACCACACAUCGCACCUAUUCCAGUUUCGAAUUCUGAAACAACAGAAAGGCGUUCACCGCAAAACACGCACGUGGUGAAAAGACAAGCACCUCCCCUUAUACAUGCCGAUGCGCUCGGCAGAGAAUCCUUUUACAUGUCAAAUACCUAUUCACCUUUCAUUUCUAAAUUAUACCCUGGACCGAGUUCAAACGAAUCAAGGUACAGUGACUUAAGUGAUGAUAGCAAGUGCUCGCCAGCCUCGAGCCCAAACCUCAUCUGGAAGCACCGCACUUCAAGCCCACAAAUGAUAAAACGCAGAACAGAUCUGAUAGAUGUGUCAGACGAACAUAUAUACAGGCGUAAGAAAAUGUUGGAGGCAGAGUAUCACUUGCAACGCUCCACUCCUAAAUAUGAGAGAGAGAGAUUAUAUAGCAGAGGAAGAGAAAGUUUUGACGAGUACAUUAACCCUGUGCAUACGCGAAGAAGAUCAUCAUCAGCUUUGAAUAUGUACGUACGAGACACGCCUUCAAGAGGGUCGGCACCUAAUGUUGAUGUAUUUGUAGGAGCAAGUAUGUUAAUGAACCUUAGAAAACAUGAUAUAAACCCACAUUAUUCGUACAGAACAGAGCACUCGGAGCGAGACUAUAGUAGGAAACGUAUUUUGGAAGAACCAACCGAAUAUCGUUCUCGAUCUCCCAAACGUAUAAAAAGCCCUGGCAGGUCUGGUUUUGAUAUUACCUCCUUACUGGGAUUGGAGGAUAAAGUAUCCCAGCGAGACACACAUGAAAUGUGGAAAGAAGAAAACAUCGAGGCAUAUAAUGCUGAGAAUGGACAAAGGAAGGCAAGAAUUGUAUAUAAAGACAUUUUUUACAAAAUGUCGAAAAAUCUUGAUAAUACGUUUAUACACACCAUGUCUCCAGCAGGAAAAAAUUGGUGAAGACAUUAUUUUUGCCUUUUGACGACCAAAAACGUUUUUUAAAAACAUACAUGUAGAUUUUGUAGAAUAUUUAUUUCAAAGUAAGAUUUAGAAUAAUUAUUUUGUUCCAAUAUUGUAUUAUUAACUAACUAUAUAGGAUCUUAGAGAUCAUAUUUUAACGAAUGAUUCUUCAGUCUUGUUGUAGCUAUUAAACCACGCGUUUCGAAAAAUUGAUUUUAACAAAUGCGUGUAGCAAUUUUUUUUUUCAUCUCUAAAACAAAAUCUACAGACUUAAUUAAAAAACAAUCUAAGCACUUGCUAUGUUUAUAUAAAAAAGCUAUAACGAGAUUGAGAAAUCCUUUUCUUUUUGUUCUUAACAAAUGUUUUAGUUUUAAAUAUUUUGAUUUUUUGAUGUUGGCCCUCACUGAUUGAAUCGAGAAUUCAUGCGAACACUAGCUGA
Hydractinia symbiolongicarpus is the source of this 2775-nucleotide messenger RNA. RefSeq lists its product as uncharacterized. The transcript is spliced from 8 exons. The record is from RefSeq and is a predicted model, not a curated record. Bases 441 to 2336 code for a protein of 631 amino acids. Gene Ontology annotation, molecular function: RNA polymerase II transcription regulatory region sequence-specific DNA binding; protein dimerization activity; DNA-binding transcription factor activity, RNA polymerase II-specific. Lineage: Eukaryota; Metazoa; Cnidaria; Hydrozoa; Anthoathecata; Hydractiniidae. Gene Ontology annotation, biological process: regulation of transcription by RNA polymerase II.